Anguilla anguilla (European eel) is the source of this 1049-nucleotide messenger RNA. RefSeq names its product transcription factor HES-5-like. Gene Ontology annotation, molecular function: DNA-binding transcription factor activity, RNA polymerase II-specific; protein dimerization activity; RNA polymerase II cis-regulatory region sequence-specific DNA binding. The record is from RefSeq and is a predicted model, not a curated record. Bases 102 to 584 code for a protein of 160 amino acids. Gene Ontology annotation, cellular component: nucleus. Lineage: Eukaryota; Metazoa; Chordata; Actinopteri; Anguilliformes; Anguillidae. The transcript has 2 exons. Gene Ontology annotation, biological process: regulation of neurogenesis; anterior/posterior pattern specification; regulation of transcription by RNA polymerase II.
ACACAUUGGUAUGGAGAUUUGGGACUAUAAAUAAGAGAGGUGAAGCCAGCACAGAUCAGACUCACUCUACACAGAGACCUCUACAGCACAGACACACAGCCAUGGCACCUACAGUACCUGCAGCAAUGACCUACUCUAAGGAGCACCUGAUUCUGACCAACAAGCUGAGAAAGCCAGUGGUGGAGAAGAUGCGCAGAGAUCGUAUCAAUAGCAGCAUUGAGCAGCUCAAGUCUCUCCUUGGACCAGCAUUCCUGCAGCAGCAGCCAGACUCCAAGCUGGAGAAAGCAGACGUCCUGGAGAUGGCAGUUUUCUUCCUCAAACGACAGCAGCAGCCAGUGAGCAGCUCCUCCUCACCUGUCAGUCAGGGGUACUCCAGGUGUGUCCAAGAGAUCAAGCAUUUCCUGUCCAGGGAGGAAGUGAUGUCGCAAUCCCAGAAAAGACUGCUGAACCAUUUCCAGAACCUGCCAUCUUCCUCUGAUAUGACCAAGAGUCAGAGUGUGUUGCCUCAGCUGAACUCUCCAGCCAGACAGACCACCAGCAAAGAGGAGACUCCAGUCAAAGGCGCCCUCUGGAGGCCGUGGUAGAGUCCUGCAGAUGCUCACUGGACACUCAGACUAACAGAAUUAAAAAGGCCUGUCUAAUAUGGGCCUGGACAGUAAUUCUCAGCUUGUAGGAAGUGUUUAUCUUCCUCUUCUGCAUGUGCAGGAGGUUAAAUAUAUGCUCUCAAUGAGACAGAAUAAGGCUAACCAGUGUUGGUUCUAACUGAAAGAUUGUAUUCAGAAUUCUCCUUUUCUUCUCUAGGACAUUCUGAGAAAGUGUAUUUUUCUUGAAGUCAGUUAUAUAUUUUUCCUAUAGAGGAUUUAAAAAUUUUAAUUUGUUACAAAAACAUGUUCAAUGCUUUUUUUUAAAAAGCAUCUAUGAUUAUUAUUACUCAGAUUGAGUAUUAUUUUUCCACUGUGGAUAUUCUGCACUUAAUUUACUGGAUUAUGAGGUGUAUGGUUCAGUACAACACAAAAUGUAACCUUCCGUGAAGGAAAGAUGAAAUCUUG